Messenger RNA from Vicia faba (fava bean), 528 nucleotides. Lineage: Eukaryota; Viridiplantae; Streptophyta; Magnoliopsida; Fabales; Fabaceae. The record is from the annotation of a GenBank genome assembly.
GAUGUGGAUUUGUUCGAAGCGCUCAAACAGGAUAGCACAACUUGCUACACUAUGAAGGAGCUACUUACAAAAGUCAACCUUGCUACCUGCUCUUUGCCAGUCAGCAUUAUCUUGUUCGAUCUUCAAUCUCUGCUAGACAAUGUGACUGGGUGCCUUCUCCAAGAUGAAUUUGCUACCAGAAAGGUCCAAGAAAAACGAACUGCAAUGGAUGCUGCUUAUGAGCAUGCUUCGAAACUCUCUCAAGAAGCUGAGGAUCAAGCCAUGCAUCUAAAGCAAGCAAAAACUGAUUAUGAAGCUCGAGCUGAGUCUAUCCUUCUCUGGGAAAGGCAAAUUCAGGAACUUCAACAGAAGGUUAAGGAGGCUCAAGAACACCAAUUAGCCUACGAAACCAAUACUGCUGGCAACCAAUUCGAAGAGCUCCUCAACAAAGGACUUGCAGAAAUGGAAACCGCAGAACAACUCAAGGGAGAAGUGGCUACCUUAGAGGGAGCAAGACGUUUUACUCAACAAAGGCUUGAGUCUUUUUGA